This is a messenger RNA of Dothidotthia symphoricarpi CBS 119687, 1823 nucleotides long. Its product is annotated as ornithine aminotransferas-like protein. The record is from RefSeq and is a predicted model, not a curated record. Bases 396 to 1823 code for a protein of 475 amino acids. The transcript is spliced from 4 exons. Lineage: Eukaryota; Fungi; Ascomycota; Dothideomycetes; Pleosporales; Dothidotthiaceae. Gene Ontology annotation, molecular function: identical protein binding; pyridoxal phosphate binding; L-ornithine transaminase activity. Gene Ontology annotation, cellular component: cytoplasm.
CCUACUCGUUAUCUUCAACUUAUAUGUUUUGCCUUCAUCCUCGCCAUACCGGCCUCAUCUUCGGCGUUUGUCGCGACUGAGUGUUUCCCCUCACACAUCAUGAGGUGAGCCAAUGACAAACGUGCUAAAUGUGUCUCCGCUCUCAACCGAGGGGCUCUCGUUGGCUUCGUACCCUAAUGGCAAUUGGAAACGAUAUACCAACGCACUAAACAAACAACUUCCUCUAUGCGCAGGUAGAGGCUAGGUACGGCACCAUCCUCAACAACAGAAGAAAAUAAGAACUGCUCGUGUCCCUCUCUUUCUCUCCAGUCUCAUCUUUGAACAUUUACAUUCUUCCCCACCAAACUGCCCCACGUCAGUACCCAGUGUUAUCUAUCAGUUAUACAGCAACAACAAUGGCUCCUGGCGUACUUCAAAAUGACGCGGGCAAUGGCACAGCUCUCAAGCCAACUGCUCGCGCGUUCCACCCCACAGGCACACCAGACCCUGCGAAGUAUCAUUCCUCAUCCUCAACAGAGGCUAUGGAUACGGAAGCCAACUUCGCUGCGCACAACUACCACCCUCUUCCAAUCGUCUUCGCGCGCGCAAGCGGGUGCAGCGUCUGGGAUCCUGAGGGCAAGCACUAUCUCGACUUCCUUUCCGCGUACAGCGCUGUGAACCAAGGCCACUGCCAUCCUGAGCUUGUCAAGGCCCUGACCGAACAGGCGUCGCGAUUGACGCUCAGCAGCAGAGCGUUCUACAACGAUGUAUUCCCGCGCUUCGCCGAGUAUGCGACGAAGCUAUUUGGCUUCGACAUGAUUCUCCCUAUGAAUACGGGCGCUGAGGCAGUGGAGACGGCUGUCAAGAUUGCGCGCAAGUGGGGAUACAAAGUGAAGGGCAUCCCACAGAACGAGGCGUUGGUAUUUUCCGUAGAGGAGAACUUCCACGGACGAACUUUUGCUGCCAUCACUAUGUCCACUGAUCCCGAGUCACGCGACAACUAUGGCCCAUACCUUCCCGGUAUUGGAAGCGCUUGCCCUACGACUGGGAAAGCGAUUCGGUACAACAACGUGGACGAUGUACGGGAGAUUUUCGAGAGACACGGAAAGAACACCGCUGCAUUCUUGGUCGAGCCCAUCCAGGGCGAGGCCGGCAUUGUUGUACCAGAUGACAGCUACCUGCGAGAGGUCAGGGCACUAUGUGACAAGCACAAUGUUCUCCUCAUCUGCGACGAGAUUCAGACAGGUAUCGCGCGGACAGGCAAGAUGCUCUGCCAUGAAUGGAGUGGAAUCAAGCCUGACUUGGUCCUGCUCGGCAAGGCUAUCUCAGGUGGCAUGUACCCUGUCUCAUGUGUCCUGGGCUCGAAAGAUGUUAUGCUCACCAUCGAGCCCGGUACUCAUGGUUCGACUUACGGCGGCAACCCACUCGGGUCCGCCGUCUCAAUCCGGGCCUUGGAACUCAUCCAAGAAGAGAACAUGGUUGAGCGUGCGCAAACCUUGGGUGAGAAGUUCCGCGAGGGCUUGAAGAACAUUAACAACCCAAUGAUCACGACUAUUCGUGGCAAGGGCCUGCUAAACGCCAUCAUCAUUGACGAGAGCAAGACGAACGGACACAGCGCGUGGGAUCUCUGCAUGCUCUGCAAAGAGAAGGGAUUACUGGCAAAACCGACUCACCAAAACAUCAUCCGUCUAGCUCCACCGCUCGUCAUUACGGAGGAGGAACUUGAGACGGCUCUCUCGAUCAUCAAGGAGGCGAUGGAGGAGCUGCCUAACUUGAAGGGCAAGAAGGAGGAGAAGGUGCUCCCACCUGGUGAGAAGAAUGUGCAUAUUGGAGUGGAUAACUGA